UGCUCCCCAGCCUGCCAAGCUGGAUGUGUCUGCAUGAAAGGAUUCUGUCGCAACAAAACGGGUCCAUGUUAUGUACCUACUUGUGUGCCUAUUGGGGACUGUCUAGGGAAGAAUCAAGAGUGGUCGGAUUGUGGAUCGGCUUGUCCAAAGAGAUGUGAGCAGAAGGAACCGAUGGCUUGCAUAGAGGUAUGUCGUGAGGGAUGUUUCUGCAAAAAAGGAUUCUGUCUUGACAAAUUGGGACAAUGUGUUGCAGAUAAAACUUCCAUCCUUCCAGCUCCAGCCAACACCACCUGUGGGAAAAACGAGGAGCACAACACGUGCCACAACCCAUGCACCGAGAAAAAGUGUCCCCAGAAGAAUGCUCCAUUGGUGAACUGUUUGAUGGCUUGUAUGGAUGGAUGCUCGUGUAAGAGUGGCUUUUUGAGAAACAUGCAAGGAGAAUGUGUCAAGGAGGCCGAGUGCCCAGCUGUUGCUCCUGUCGAUGAGAACCCAUGCAACCUUGCCGAGUGUGCCGCUGGACACAAAUGUGUCCCGAAGAAUGGAGAGGCCACGUGUAUUCCAGUUAACCCACACCUCUGUUCCACUGUCCUGUGCGCACCCCCAACCCAGUGUCAAGUUGUCAACUCACGUGCGCGUUGUGUGAAAGGUACCAAAACACUUCCGCGAAGCUCGAAAAAUGCAAUUUUAGUACCAGAAGAUCCACCAGCAUCGAUCACCUGCGCCAAUGUCAGAUGCGCCGGGCGUGGAGGAUGUUUGAUGGUUGAGCCAGCCGGAUGCAUUGGGUGCAAGCAAGGACCACAGUGUCUAGCUGAUCCAUCCUGCGACAACACCAAAUGCAAGUCCUCCCACGAAUGCGUCAUGGUACAAAACACUUGUGUCAAAGCCCCUUGCCUUCCAACCCCAGAAUGCCGCCCAAAAAAGCUCAUCCAGCCCUUCCCAGUCCGUGAGCCAAGGCAAGUCCAAGACGGAACCUGCAUGACCGUCAGAUGUGGAACAUCUGGAGGAUGCGCUCUGACUCGCCCAAUGAGUUGUGACACCCUCAAGCCAGAUGGAAAGUGUCCACUUCGUGCCGGAUGUGUUGAAGAGAAUCCAUGCGCCGCUACUAGCUGCUUGGUUGGUACUCAAUGUGUACUUCAUGAGGUUCAAUGCAUUCGUGCACCAUGUCCACCAAUUGCUCAGUGCGAGCCGUUGAAUGAUGCACCGGCUCCAGGAGAUAAGAGAUGUCCAGGAAAGAAUCAGAAGUGGGUGCAGUGUAAGACAGCUUGCUCCGAUGUGAAUUGCAAUGAGGAACCGCGCAUGUGUGCCCAAGUGUGCCGUUCUGGAGGAUGUGUCUGCCAGGAAGGCUUCUUCCGCAACAAGCGUGGACAAUGUGUCACACAGAACGAUUGUGACGCUCAGAAAGGAAACAUUUAUUGA
Messenger RNA from Caenorhabditis briggsae, 1416 nucleotides. Lineage: Eukaryota; Metazoa; Nematoda; Chromadorea; Rhabditida; Rhabditidae. The transcript is spliced from 8 exons. The record is from RefSeq and is a predicted model, not a curated record. The annotation marks the transcript as partial.